AUGAUCGAAAGCGCAACAUAUGGAACGCAGGAGCCUGAAGAGAAAUCCAUCGGGAGUAUGGACGUCGAUAGCAACUUCUUGUUCGAUUUUGAUGGAGACGUCAUAAUGGAAAUUCAUCAGCCGGAUGACGAAUUGGAGGCUCAUAUGGACGUUGAUGCAGACUUUGUCCUGCGCGAAAGCAUAGUUAUUGCGCAGGAGGCUGGCAAACUUGAGUGGUGUAUGGACAUUGACGCAGACAUUGUCGCGCAUGAAAGCAUGGUUAUUGCGGAGACGGCUGAUGAAUUGGAGUGGUCUAUGGAUGUUGAUGUGGACAUUGUCAUGGUAGAUCUAUCUACUUCUCCUGACGUCUAA
Molecule: messenger RNA, 351 nt
Organism: Suillus fuscotomentosus
Lineage: Eukaryota; Fungi; Basidiomycota; Agaricomycetes; Boletales; Suillaceae
Exons: 6
Coding region: 1-351 (116 amino acids)
Source: RefSeq, a predicted model, not a curated record